Messenger RNA from Vicia villosa (hairy vetch), 498 nucleotides. RefSeq lists its product as uncharacterized. The record is from RefSeq and is a predicted model, not a curated record. Gene Ontology annotation, molecular function: nucleic acid binding; RNA-DNA hybrid ribonuclease activity. The transcript has 2 exons. Lineage: Eukaryota; Viridiplantae; Streptophyta; Magnoliopsida; Fabales; Fabaceae. The coding region runs from base 1 to 498 and encodes 165 amino acids.
AUGGAGAUAUCGGGGUAUCGUAUUUGGAAGAAGGCGAGGAAUAGAAACGGAGGGGUGGUCGAGAAUGGUAAUUGGAAUAGUUUAUGGGAGAUUGUGACACCGGCUAGAGUUAAACAUCUCCUUUGGAAUGCGGGUUUUAAUCGGAUUUUAGGUACAACAAACUGUGGUUGGUGUCUUCGUGACGAUCACGGGGAUUUUGUAGUUGCCGGUACGGCUUGGGAUGGCGGUACCUUUUCCAUCCUUGAAGCGGAGGCCUUAGCCCUCAAGGAAGCUAUUCAAGGGGUUAUAACCUUGCACAUUUCUCAUGUUAUCUUUGAAAGCGAUUCUCAGUUGCUUGUCCACGGUCUUAAAUCAAACUCUUGUGGUAAUUCCGAGUUUAAUGUUAUUAUUGACUCUAUUAAGUUGUUGUUGCUAGAUUUUCCCAACUUUAAGGUUAAGUUUGUAAAGCGUCCAGCGAAUUUGGUUGCCCAUACCUUAUCUAAGGCGGCCAACUCUUAG